AUGUCGUUUCUCACCGGUGUCUCUGCCCGCCGGCUGACAGUGGCUCUGCCCCGCAGCAAUGCUACGUCCUUUACUACAACACCAAUCGCGUGCGCCAUUUCGCUGCAGCACCAGCGGAGCACCUUCUCGACGACGCCUUUGCGUGCCAAGACGGCCACCGAGACAGCCAAGGACACACUCAAAACAAUUGACCGGACCGUGUCUGACAAGCUGGUGGACGGCAUUGAUGCAGGAUCCAACGUUGCAGGAAAGAUACGUGAUGCCGCGGAGAGCAUCCAGAGCCAGGCUUCCAGCAAGACCUCGGAGCUUAAGGGCGCGGCAUCCGAGAUGCAGGGCAAGGCCUCCGGCAAGGCUGCGCAAAUCAAGGGCGAGGCCAAAGGAAAGGCAAAUGAGAUGGCGGCGGACGCCAAGGGAAAGGCAGACGAGGUCAAAAAGAGUAUGUAA
This is a messenger RNA of Grosmannia clavigera kw1407, 444 nucleotides long. RefSeq names its product lea domain containing protein. The record is from RefSeq and is a predicted model, not a curated record. The coding region runs from base 1 to 444 and encodes 147 amino acids. The transcript is spliced from 2 exons. NCBI's taxonomy places the organism in Eukaryota, Fungi, Ascomycota, Sordariomycetes, Ophiostomatales, Ophiostomataceae.